GCACUAGCAUUCACUGUUUGAGACCAUUUCAGUUUGGCGCAUACUCUAUGGAGGUUUCUACUCUCCAACCCUCUUGCUCUUUCCCGCUAAAACCCCCUAAAUCAAUCACCAGCGACCGCGCCUCUUCUCUAUCUUUCGUCCCAACUUCGUCUAAAACUCUCUUCCUAUCCCCUAAACCCUCCAAAGGUUUUCAGUUACUAGUUAAACGGGCUAGGUUGCGGCGCCUAUCAGUUGUUGCAGCUGUUGUUGGUGAUAAAACUUCAGUGCCAAGUGAUUGUUCUAGUGGCGAUGAGUUGUCUGUUUCUGAAGCCGGAGGGAAUAGUGAAAAUGGGGAAGGGGAAGGUGGUGUGGGGUCCUUGGAUGACCACAAAAUGACCCGGAUAUGCGAUAAACUGAUUGAGGUUUUCAUGGUUGAUAAGCCCACUACAACUGACUGGAGAAGAUUAUUGGCUUUCAGUAGGGAAUGGGAUGACAUCAGGCCUCAUUUCUUUAAGCGUUGUCAGGACCGAGCAGAUGUUGAGGCUGAUCCUGGAAUGAAGCAUAAGAUUCUUCGGCUUGGGCGGAAAUUGAAAGAGGUAGACAAAGAUGUCCAAAGACACGAUGAACUGCUUAAAGUUGUUAGAGGGGCUCCUGACAUUAGUGAUAUAGUUGCCAGACGCCGCAAAGAUUUCACAAAAGAAUUUUUUGUCCAUCUUCACACAGUUUCUGAGUCUUAUUAUGAGAAUUUAGAAGAGCAAAAUGCUUUGGCAACCAUUGGAAAUACAUGCUUGGCAGCUGUACAAGCAUAUGAUUCUGCCACUGAAAGCAUUGAAGCACUGAAUGCCGCGGAGUUGAAAUUUCAAGAUAUUAUUGAUUCUCCUUCUGUCGAUUCUGCUUGUAGGAAGAUAGACAACUUGGCUGAGAAAAAUCAACUUGACUCAACAUUAGUUAUGAUGAUAACAAAAGCUUGGUCUGCUGCCAAGGAAUCGAGCAUGACAAAAGAUGAGGUAAAAGAUGUAUUAUAUCAUUUGUAUGUGACUGCAAGAGGUAAUCUUCAAAAGCUCAUGCCGAAAGAAAUUCGAAUAGUUAAGUACCUACUCACAAUUGACGAUCCUGAGGAGCGCCUGUCUGCCUUACAAGAUGCAUUUACCCCGGGAGAGGAACUCGAAGGGAAGGAUGUUGAUAACCUCUACACGACCCCUGAGAAGCUUCAUACCUGGAUAAAAGCUGUCGUCGAUGCUUAUCAUUUGAGCAGGGAAGGUACUCUAAUAAGAGAAGCAAGGGACCUGAUGAAUCCAAAGAUCAUAAAAAAACUGGAGGAACUGAAGAAGGUAGUUGAGAAAAAGUUUUUGUGAUGGAGGGUAUACCAUCAACAGUAUGUGUACAUCAAGACUUCUAAUCCGGCGCACCCUUGCCCUAGUGUCUGGAGUUGUAGUUUACGUUAUUGGUGGCAUAAAAUGGCAAGUCUGAAAAACUAGACAUUAUAUGAUUUGUCAGCCUUAUAGGUCAUGAUCGCUGCAGUUUGUUGGGAUUAUGUAGUCUGAUGUACAUCAGCCUCUUUUGUGUUUUUCCAAUUACCCCUUUUUCCUUGUAUAUCACGGCCUCGUUCUUUAGUCAUUUUAUUUCCUCUGCCCGGUUAGCUUGUGGAAGCUUUAUUUUCUCCUGGUAGGUCAUGGAAUUGUUAACUUUCAAGAUGAUCUUCUAAAUAUAUAUACAAUAUUUGUUUGUGAA
Molecule: messenger RNA, 1710 nt
Organism: Argentina anserina (silverweed cinquefoil)
Lineage: Eukaryota; Viridiplantae; Streptophyta; Magnoliopsida; Rosales; Rosaceae
Exons: 6
Coding region: 48-1334 (428 amino acids)
Cellular component (GO): chloroplast envelope; chloroplast thylakoid membrane
Source: RefSeq, a predicted model, not a curated record